Messenger RNA from Myodes glareolus (Bank vole), 3138 nucleotides. It is a transcript of the gene Arl15, whose product is annotated as ARF like GTPase 15. The record is from RefSeq and is a predicted model, not a curated record. NCBI's taxonomy places the organism in Eukaryota, Metazoa, Chordata, Mammalia, Rodentia, Cricetidae. Gene Ontology annotation, molecular function: GTPase activity; GTP binding.
UGCUCUCUCGCAGCCCGAGACGCUGCCGUUUUUUUUUUUUUUUUUUUUUUUUUUUUUCCGGGUUCGGAGCCAUUCCGGAUGCUUUAGGCUGCCGGAUGUCUGAUCUCCGGAUAACUGAGGCGUUUCUGUACAUGGAUUAUCUGUGUUUUCGAGCGCUUUGCUGCAAGGGACCACCCCCUGCGCGCCCAGAAUAUGAUUUGGUUUGCAUAGGCCUCACAGGCUCUGGGAAGAGCAGUCUGUUGUCCAAGCUCUGCAGCGAAAGCCCGGAGAACGUUGUGUCGACCACAGGUUUUAGUAUAAAGGCAGUGCCAUUCCAGAAUGCCAUCUUGAAUGUAAAAGAACUCGGAGGAGCUGAUAAUAUCCGGAAAUACUGGAGCCGCUACUACCAAGGAUCCCAAGGAGUAAUAUUCGUCUUAGACAGUGCCUCCUCAGAGGACGAUUUAGAAACGGCCAGAAAUGAGCUGCAUUCUGCUCUUCAGCACCCGCAGCUAUGCACUUUGCCCUUUUUAAUACUGGCCAAUCAUCAAGACAAGCCCGCAGCCCGCUCGGUGCAAGAGAUCAAAAAAUACUUUGAACUUGAACCACUUGCACGUGGCAAACGCUGGAUUCUGCAGCCAUCCUCACUAGAUGACACGGUCGCACUGAAAGACAGCUUCUCCCAGCUCAUAAGCUUGUUAGAAGAAAAAGACCUGGAGGCCAUGAGAAUGUGAAAUCUGACACAGGAGUUCCCCGAGAGCCUUGAACCCAUCAUGUCAGCUUCCCAUUCUGAUUUCAUGUUGGUAUCAAGACUGUCAUGGCUUCAGUAUCUCCUCUCCUCUCGCUCCUCCAGCCUCUCGUCUCUCUGCUAAGUGACUGUUCCGUAAGUCAGGUGAAUUAGCCUCGCAUUAACGUCAAAUACACACUACUGAGGGAGAACUGAUUCUCUGUUUACCGCGAAUUGUCUUCAACGCAUGUUUCUUCCUUCUGUUGGCCUAAGACUCUCUUCUGUGCUUUGUGCUAAAGUGGAUGGAACACGCGGCUCACGGAAAUGAAACCCUUCUGAGGAACUCAGACUCCCGCGCCUUCACUAACUUCCCUGGGCUUGAGCUUAGGCAAUUGGAACUAGACUCCCCACGAUGUAUAUGCCGUUUCCAUCAUCUUCUAAGGGGUCAAGUUUUUUACACUUUAUUUUGUCUUGUCUGGUGUGUGUGUGUGUGUGUGUGUGUGUGUGUGUGUGUUUACUUUAUAGGCUAUGAGUGAACGUGACCACAACGUGACCACCCAAAGCUUCGCCUGCUCAUCUUUUCAUAAAACUGGCUCUGAAGAACCGAGAAAGCAGUUGUGUGAUGCUUGCUUGGUUCUGCCUGAGGCCAUGUUCCCUCCCUCAGGAGGACGGCAUCCUGGUUGAGAGAGUUGGAGAAUUUAGGCAAGCACAGGCACCACGGAGUCCCAUUUGAUCAAGUCUGCAGAUAUUUAAUGGAGUCAUUAAUCUGCAAAAAGCCAAGCUGCAGUGUGAGCAUUUGUUUUCGCUUAAAAAAAAAUCAAAAAUGUUUGAAUGAAAUCAAGAAAAUGACUUUUCAAAUAAUAAACAUAACAGCCAAUGUCUAAUCCACGGUUGGGAUUUAAGUUGGCAUGGAUUUGAUGAAGCUCAAGGCACACCCUGUUACUUAUUCAUCAAUGAGGAUGCUGACUGGGGAGUCGGCUCAGGCCUCCGUUUAGUAAAGGUCUGUCAGUAUUUCUAUUAUAAACCUCUAUUUUCAGGGGUGUCCUGUGCCCUUAGCAUCUGCUGGGCUACAGCAAAUAAAUAGAGGGCCUACUCUCAGCCUUUGGAACUAAUUUUUUUCCACUUAGUUGAAAUGAUAAAAUUGCAUAGAACAAUGUACAGUUUUAGUAAGAUUUAACACCUUUGACCUUUUCUAAAUCAGGAAUAAUUUAUGAAUAUUGAGGCUCAUGGAUGAAAUAUUCAUUGGCACAUCUUGUAAAUGUUUGACCAGUUAUUCACUAUAUUCAAAGUGGCCAAAUGAUAGAAAGCUGCUCCCUGCACCCAAGCAAUAAAAACACAAGUCUCUCAUUUUUAGGUACUGUAGCUGGAUACCGUGACAUCACAGACUCAAUGUCAUAUUUAGUGCAGGGUGACAGAAAACCUUGUGACUCUCCAGAGGACAGUCUUCAAACCCCUCACAGCGCUCAGAUGUAGUGAUUUCAUCUCGUAAAUGGAUUUUAAUUAAAACAAUCCCGCACCUCUUUAAGCCUUUUAAAAUAUAUACACGGCGUAGACCAGAGAAGGCUCCGUGGUGAUUCAUUUUGUCUAAAGUAUCCCUGAAUAAUUCCCACUCUGUGGGAUGGUCCACGGAGAGCACAGAUCUUUAAUUCCUCUUUGCUCUCUCUCUCCCUGCAAGUUCAUUAAAUGGAGAAUGUUGUCUUUUUGAAGAUGCUGUGGCUGAGUGCUCCUUGCCAUCUGUUAAAUGACUUCCCGUUGUCUGUGUGUGUUCAUGUGCGCCAGCGAUGGGCUUCUCCGCAGCCCGGAGACUGUCUGCAGCGUCGCAGCCGUCAGAAUGAAAACAUUAUCAAUCAGUACCCAACAACAGCUGUUUUUGACAAGUUUCUGUCUGACGCCUGAUGCUUUACAACUGUCAAUGAGGCUCCUUCUUUGUCUAGCGGGUCGGAGCACGCUGUCUUAUUGCUCCUCUUGGCAUCCCGUCUCUGUAACCCUAGAAUUUGCUGUGUUUGGGAAACCCAUGUGGGGGAGGGGAGAGGGAAGGGGAGGGGCUGUGUGUCUUGUUCUUACUUUUGUGUAAGGUGCCACAGGUGUCUUAGUUUGCAUAUUCAAAUAUAUAUAUAGGAAAACAGUCUGUUAUGUAUUUCUUCAGUUAGCAUCUUGUUAUAUUUAUGGAAGUGACCCAUUUUUGUACCUUCUUAGCUGAAGCCGUUGCCUUUUUUUCUACUGGCAAUUUAUUUAUAUAAAACUUUGUAUCUACCGUAGUUUACAGUAUUGGUUGCCGGGUAACUGCUAUAUUACCCUGUCUUUCUAUUGAGAUAUAACCUAUACUUAAAGGUUGACCGGUUCAUGUGGACGUUUGCUAGGCAAGAAGAGCUUUACCUGGCCCGUGAUUUAUAUGAUUUCCACUAUCUUGCAAUGAAAAUAAAUGCUUAGUAGAA